GUGUUGUUGUUUUUCUUUCACAUUCUGGAAUAGAAGAUAUCUUUUAGAAUAAUAUUGUUUCAGUAAUUGAUAUUGAUAUAGUGAUAAAAUGGCAGCUGAAAUAAAACCUGGUUCAGCAAAUGCUGGAGAUAGAUUCAGUACAACGAAAAAACCGGUGCUAUUGUCGAAGUUAGAAGGAUGCAACGAUGAUAUAAACCAAGCAAUUCUCAUACCUGGCCAGGAUGGGGUGAUCAGUGUUUCGGAUGAUAGGACUGUACGGGUGUGGUUGAAGAGGGACUCGGGACAGUAUUGGCCCAGUAUCUGCGCUUACAUGCCUGUGGCAGCUACUUGCGUCUUCUACUGCCCUGAGACUAGACAGAUGUUCGUUGGGCAAGACAAUGGCACAAUCACUCAAUAUUUGCUGGAGGAGGACUUAAACCGGAUGUCGUCAGUGAGAGAUGUACUGGCUCACCAAGGCCGAGUGACUGCAGUACACUACGCUCUCACCCUAGAGUGGGUGUUGAGCAUCAGUAGGGACAAGAUGUUCCAGUUCCAUUGUUCUGAGACUGGCAGACAACUCGGCAACUUCAUCAGCAACGCUUGGUGCACAGCCCUUGUUUUUGACGCUCCAUCAAAGCACGCAUUCGUAGGAGACUACAGUGGAGUUAUCACAAUGCUGAAACUGAGCAAUGCCGGUUGUCAAAUCAUCACCUCCCUUAAAGGACACACUGGCAGUAUCCGUACUCUAGCCUGGGACCCUCAGAGACAAAGACUUUACUCGGGCAGCUUUGACCAGAUUGUCAUCUGUUGGGACAUCGGAGGCCAGCAAGGCAAUGCUUAUGAGCUCCAGGGGCAUCACAAUAAAGUGACAGCCCUCAACUAUUGUCCCUUGAAGCAACAGCUGAUUUCUGGAGGAGAAGACUGUACUUUGGUGUUUUGGGAUAUGACAGCUGAGAGGAAAGAGACACCAGAGUGGGUGGAGUCGGAUACAUGUCAGCUGUGUGGACGACCCUUUUUUUGGAACAUCCGGGCCAUGAUGGACCAGAAGCAGCUGGGGUUCCGACAACAUCACUGUCGGGCGUGUGGUCGCGCAGUGUGUGACAGAUGCUCUAGUCGCGCAGUGACUAUACCUACCAUGGGCUUUGAGCUGCCUGUCCGUGUGUGUGACCCUUGCCACAUACAGCUACGUGACGCUGACCGCACUCCUCUAGCUACCUUCCACGACACUAAGCACUGCAUCGUCUCCAUGGACCUGGACGAGCCUAGGAAACGGCUGUUGACAGUUGGACAGGACAAACUCAUCAAGUUGUGGGACGUGUCUGCCCUUCUGUAGCCAAACUCAGUCCCCGGACAUAGCGCUUCUACCACAGUAAUGUAAUGCUCAUGUGUAAUCCGUGGGUCGAUGUUCCGAUAUAUUUAACGUUUGCCCGUUAACCCCAGUCAUGACGGAGCGUUUUGUUGAGCGAUUCGAUGAAUGAUAUUUUUCUAACGUCUACGUUCAAGGUUAUUCUUGAUUUCCAGUGUAUAUUUUGACGGUCAAACCUUGUAAAUAUUUUAUCGUAAGAUUAAAACGAGUAAAAAUAUGGCUAGAUGUAAUGUGCUAAGGAUGUACUAUAUUAAUGAAUUUUUUUUUGGUAGUCUAUGGUAAAUAAUUAGUUUUACUUAUAUAUUAUUUUCAAGACUUAUUAGAUAGAGGUAUUUAGGGAUUAUAAUAACUGAGUAAUCGUAAACACUUGUAACAAUGCAUGAUUCUGGGAUUUGUUGAACAAAUUUGGAACUGUGAUAGUGAUAUUUGAAUAAUAAUUGUAUUGGAUUAAAUUUGGAUCAGGACACUGAAUGCACAAUGUGUUAGGGAAUUUCCAGAUACCAGUGUUUUAUUUGAAAAUAGACCAGAAAUUGAGACAGUAGUUGUACAUCCCAAUAGUUUCAUUAGGAUGAUUUGGUAUCACUACAUAGUGAGGUGAUGUAAUUGAAUCUUGAUACUUAUAAAUCGUAGCUAAAUUCAGUUACCAAUCUGGCAUAAAUCAAAAUAGUCGUACAUUUUCAGCCUGAAGUCAGUAUAGACAAAUACAGUUUGCUGUCACCAGUUAAACAAAUUUGUUAAUGCACCUCGCUACUUUUCGAUUGAGCUCGUUAAUUUGUUUCUAGAAUUUUAACUCUUUUACGAGUUCAAAGUUUUAGUAGUAGUGUAAACAGUAAAACAGUAAGUUAGUGGAUAAGAGAGAGUUAAAAAAAGAGUUAGUUCUUGUAGUCUUCUUGUACGAUUAAAUCUAAGAGACAGGAAAGUCAUAAUGAUGUUAUUUGGUCCAUGAUCACUUCUUGAAAAUUAAAAUGGUAUAAGAUUACCUGUUUCUGUCUGUGAAUACAAAUUAGGACAGGAAAGUACUUCUCAAAAUGAUGUCUUUCUGAAAACAUGCAACAUUUUCAAACACUGCAAUGAGUUCAGAUUCACAAGCUGUUUUCCGAUGAGAAAAAUUGUAAUACAACAUUUUGGUUAUAGUCAAAAAUGAUUUUAGGUUGGAGUCAGUUAAUUUAUUGAACUAAGUCCUGGGACCCAAACAAAUUUUUAGAUAAAGAUUUUAAAAUAAUUUAAGAUAAACAAUAUUCCAACUAAUUAUUAUAUGCCCCUCUAUUGUAUUAGCAAAACAAAAUGUCAAUCAAUAUAAUCUAGAAAAGAAAUCGAAUAGAUCAAUGAAAGAUAAACUUGACGAUGACUUAUGAUAACUUGAGUAGGUGGUAAAAAUUAUUGUCUUAAAGAGUUUAGUUGGUUUGGUAAUAACGAUUGUGAUCUUCCGAGACUUUGAGUUUGCUUCAAUCCAGCCCAUACCUUCAUUGCUCUCCAAUCUCAGCAGGAUAGUCUAAUCCUUCACCGGGACCAGAUUAAAUAAGAACUCUUAAAAUAUUAAACCCAGUAGGCUUAUUUAGAUUCCCUCAAUUUUUCAACGAAACUCUCAGGUUUAUGCUGAUUUUUGUGUUGCUUUGGUGUUAAAAAUAAUUGUUUUGAAGCACUUACGUUAUUAAUUCUGACACAGAAUGUUUUUCUUCUGGUUUAGGUAGGUUACAAAAUCGCCCUGCUUUCGUCCAAUAACCUUGUUGUGUUAUGCAAUUAUUGAUGUUUAUCAAAUGUUUAUUUACCAUUAAAUAGUUAUAGUUUUAUAAAUAUUGUUAAUAUUCGUAUAAUCAUUUUAAUUAAAUAGAAAUAAACUGAUGUUAUUUAUUUAGC
Molecule: messenger RNA, 3202 nt
Organism: Macrosteles quadrilineatus (aster leafhopper)
Lineage: Eukaryota; Metazoa; Arthropoda; Insecta; Hemiptera; Cicadellidae
Product: WD repeat and FYVE domain-containing protein 2-like
Exons: 8
Coding region: 89-1312 (407 amino acids)
Molecular function (GO): metal ion binding; protein binding
Source: RefSeq, a predicted model, not a curated record